This is a messenger RNA of Vitis riparia (riverbank grape), 1290 nucleotides long. Its product is annotated as polyvinylalcohol dehydrogenase-like. Bases 1 to 1290 code for a protein of 429 amino acids. The transcript has 4 exons. NCBI's taxonomy places the organism in Eukaryota, Viridiplantae, Streptophyta, Magnoliopsida, Vitales, Vitaceae. The record is from RefSeq and is a predicted model, not a curated record.
AUGGGGCAUCUAGGGGAGCUCACAGGGCUUAGUCCAACAGGGAUUGUAGUCAAUGUAACUGUGUCAAGAACCACACCUGCAGUAGCUGAUGAUCUUAUCGUUAUAGGAAUCUAUGGCCCGGCAGUGGUUGUUGCUGUCAACCGAUUAAAGGGGACGCUGGUGUGGUCCACCGUGCUAGAUCCACAUCCCAGAUCUCAAAUCACCAUGUCUGGAACACCUUACUCCGGGGAUUUCUACGUUGGCGUAUCAUCACUAGAGGAAGCCCUACCUCCUGAACAAUGUUGCACUUUCCGGGGUAGCAUGGCCAAACUAGACAUUGGAACUGGAGAGGUACUCUGGCGAACCUAUAUGAUUCCAGAUAAUGGUGGCCAAAUAGGAGGCUACUCAGGAGCUGCUUUGUGGGGCAGUAGCCCUGCCAUUGACAUUAAAAGAGGUCUUGUUUAUAUUGGAACUGGAAACCUAUACAGUGCUCCAGCUGAGGUGCUAGAGUGUCAAGCCAGGCGAAAUAAUCAAACAACCCCCUCUCAACCUGAUCAGUGCGUCGACGAUCCAAAUGUUCACUUCGAUUCCAUUCUUGCCUUGGAAUUAGACUCCGGAAAAAUCAGAUGGUUUCGCAGAUUCGAGAGCUAUGAUGUUUUUUAUUUUGCAUGCCUAGUGCCCAAUAAUCCAACAUGUCCUCCUGGACCUAACUUGGACGCUGACUUCGGAGAAGCUCCAAUGCUGCUCACCAUAUUUUCAAAUGGCACAAAACGUGAUGUUGUUGUUGCUGUCCAGAAAAGCGGAUAUACGUGGGCUCUAGAUCGCGACUCCGGUGAUAUAGUUUGGUUCAAUGUGGCUGGACCAGGCGGUCUGGAAGGAGGAGGAGUGUGGGGUGCAGCUACAGACGGAAAAAGGGUUUACACAAAUAUAGUAAAUAGCUAUCGUGCGAGCUUCAGGCUAGCACCAUCCAACCAAACCACGACGUCUGGGGCAUGGGUAGCGUUGGACGCAAAUACCGGCGAAAUUGUGUGGUCCACAGCAAACCCCAGCAAUGAAACUGCACAUGGUCCAGUUACGGUGGCCAAUGGUGUGGUUUUUGCUGGGUCCGUGGCACCUUCAGGCCCAUUCUACGGAAUGGACGCAGAAACAGGAACUAUAAUAUGGACAUAUAACACCAAUGCCACCGUGUACGGUGGUGCAUCAGUGAGCUACGGCUGUGUUUACCUGGGGCAUGGGUAUACAGUGGCCUUAGCCAAGUUCCAUCCCAGUUGGAAUCGUGGAACCUCACUCUUUGCAUUCUGCACCUUGUGA